AGCGCGAAGCCGGAAGCGGGGCGGGUGCCGGUGGCCGCCGCCAUGAGCUUCCUCAUCGACUCCAGCAUCAUGGUCACCUCCCAGGUGCUGUUCUUUGGAUUUGGAUGGUUAUUCUUCAUGCGUAAACUCUUCAAGGAUUAUGAGGUACGACAGUAUGUGGUCCAGGUGAUCUUCUCUGUGACUUUUGCCUUCUCUUGUACCAUGUUUGAACUCAUCAUCUUUGAGAUUUUGGGAGUGCUGAACAGCAGCUCUCGGUAUUUUCACUGGAAGCUGAACCUGUGUGUAAUUUUGCUUAUCCUAGUCUUCAUGGUACCCUUCUACAUUGGCUACUUUGUUGUGAGCAAUAUCAGAUUAUUGCACAGACAGAAACUGCUUUUUGCAUGUGUUCUGUGGUUGACGUUCAUGUAUUUCUUCUGGAAGCUGGGUGAUCCAUUUCCUAUCCUCAGCCCGAAACACGGAAUCCUGUCUAUAGAACAGCUCAUCAGCCGUGUGGGUGUGAUUGGGGUGACACUCAUGGCUUUGCUGUCUGGAUUUGGGGCUGUCAACUGUCCAUACACUUACAUGUCCUACUUUCUCAGGAAUGUGACAGACGCAGAUAUUCUGGCUUUAGAGCGACGACUCCUUCAGACUAUGGACAUGAUUGUUAGCAAGAAAAAAAGGAUAGCAGUGGCUCACAGGACAAUGUUCCAGAGAGGAGAAGUGCAUAACAAACCCACGGGCUUCUGGAGAAUGAUAAAAAGUGUUACAACAUCUGUUCCAGGCAGUGAAAAUCUGUCCCUUAUCCAGCAAGAAGUGGAUGCCCUAGAAGAGCUGAGUCGGCAGCUUUUUCUGGAAACUGCUGACUUGCAUGCGACAAAGGAGAGAAUAGAAUACUCCAAAACUUUCCAGGGAAAAUACUUCAAUUUUUUAGGUUAUUUUUUCUCCAUCUACUGUGUCUGGAAAAUCUUCAUGGCAACCAUCAAUAUUGUAUUUGACCGUGUGGGGAAGACUGAUCCAGUCACAAGAGGAAUUGAGAUCACUGUAAAUUAUCUGGGAAUACAGUUUGAUGUGAAAUUCUGGUCUCAGCACAUUUCUUUUAUUCUUGUUGGAAUAAUCAUUGUUACCUCUAUCAGAGGAUUGUUAAUCACACUCACAAAGUUCUUCUAUGCCAUUUCCAGCAGCAAGUCCUCCAACGUUAUUGUUCUGCUUUUAGCACAGAUAAUGGGAAUGUACUUUGUGUCGUCGGUGCUGCUGAUCCGGAUGAGUAUGCCUCUGGAGUAUCGCACUAUUAUUACAGAAGUCCUGGGAGAGCUCCAGUUCAACUUUUACCAUCGUUGGUUUGAUGUGAUAUUCCUAGUUAGUGCUCUGUCCAGUAUCCUCUUUCUCUAUUUAGCACACAAACAAGCCCCAGAAAAGCAUAUGGCUCUCUAAGAAAGGGCUGCAGUCAUGCACUGCCCUCCGUCCUUUCAACUGCAUUGCUGCAAUUCCUGUGGACUGCAAAACUUGAAGAGAGCCAGGACUAUUCUGUGUGUUCCAGCAGUGUAGCUGGCUUUUUGAACUUGCACACAUGUCAUCAAACUCUGUGGCUUAUUUUGUUAAGGUGACACACCAAGAUAUGAAGAGGAUACAUGUAUUGAAUGUUAGUUCAUUGCCAAGGUAUAAGAGCACUCCUUGGUACACCAGAAUCUAAGGGCAUCACAACUUGCAUGGUAGGCUGUCUGAGGUAAGCACUCUGACUGUUAGAAUAACGUCUUCGUAGAGGGCACCAAGGAAAAGUGAUUUUUUUCUUUUGAAGAUCAGCUCAUAAUUGGGAUUCAGAGGACAGCAGCUCUGGAGUCGAAUGUUUGAGUCUGUGGAAUUAAAUAAGUUAUUAUAAAAUCUCAUGCAAGCAUCACAGUUGUUUUUUGUCAGCUUCAAAGAUUUGGCUGGAAGUGAGCUAGAAAAUGGCUAGAAUUUGCUGUCUGCCUGGCAGAAAUGAGGUGCAGAGGUUUUCACUCUGUAUGGAGUGUAUGCUAUUGUGUAUUACUGUACCCAGUGUCCUUAGUAGCUGGAGGUAUGCUCAGUCUCAACUUGGUUUUCUUUCCCUGCAUAAAUAGAACUGAGGUUUUGGAUUAUUCUUUGCCAGAGCUCUGUGUGAAGUCAAAGACCACAUCUAUGCCUUGUUUACCUGACAUGUUACAAAUUUGUUUACCUUAUAUGCUAUAAAUUGGAUGCUCCCCACAACCUGUGUAUUCUUCUACAGUAGCCCAUUUCCCCUUCUUGAUGUAAUUCAAGGCAUAAAAGUAAAUUUUAUUUAUGUAACUUAAACUUGUAGCUUCUCAUAGCCACUAGGCUUUGUUUAAAAAUUGUUCUGGGACAUAAAUCAUGGAUGAUAAAGAGUAAGAGCCAGGUGGGGAGCAGCUCUAAACAGUUUAUUUGCAUCUUGUCUUCUUUGCACAGUAAGGAGGCAUGGUAUACAGCAGCAGUAUUACAGAGCCAUUUAUGUCACAUUCAAGACAACGUGGUGGUAGCUUGGAGUUAGAAGAACCUGCAUGAAUGAGCUAUGUACACAUCUAACUACCAUGAUCCACAACUGUUUGCAGAGGAAAGGGAAUAGUGCUUUAAAUAUGUUGAGUUACAAAUCAUGAAGUUAGCUUAAUAUUUGAAAGAAAUUUCUGUGCUGUUGGCAGGAGAAAGGAGUGUAAUGCACAGAGUACAUUGGCUUAUGCUAUUUCACAACAGUUGUACUGCUGGAAGGAUAGCAUAGAAGAGUUGCCACAGAGAUUGAGUCGAUGGACUGGAAUUAGGGGGAGAACUUGCCUCUCCUGGAUGGGGAGAAGUCAGUUGCUCUUUAUUAAGAGCUUAUCCUUAAAAGGCUAAGGUGAUUAUCAAUCUAUCAAACAUUUCAGCUUUCUGCUGCAGUAUACUUUAUUAGAUACUUCUAGUUAUUACUUUACAGAAGUAAGUGACUAACUGUCCACAAGGCUGAAAGCCAGUGGAGUACAGUUGCAGUGUGUUAAAUGAAUGCAAGUUACGCUUAACUGUUUAUUUUGGGCAGCUGCAUUUUGGCAAGAGACUGCAGUCCUUUACAGGUAUGGCACUGCUAGGAAUAGCCAAGUUCUGGGAGCUGUAGUAGCAAAGAAUGAUUGAAGAAAGAGGAGGUUCCUUGUUUUGUUCUCGGUGUAGUUUCUCUCCUCACAACUUUGUGUCAUCAUCGUUGUCGCUGUCUGCUCUUGUAGAGGCAGCUGAUCGUGAAGAGGAGGAAGAAUUUGCCUGCAGAGGAGCAACAAACACAUUGUGAUUAUUUUUAGUUUGUAAACAUGCUCGAUAGUCAGCAGUGUUAUGAAGGACUCCUAUUUUCAUCUGCACUAAUCAUGUACUUGUUUGGAUGGCAAAAUGAGCCAACAGAUGUGAUUUUUGUUGUUGAAGUGCUUUUUUGUUAACUACAUUUAGAGAGAAAUUUGUUCAAUAGAGGUUUCCUAUUAUUUAAUUCCUAUGCCUACAAAAGAGUGCUAGCUUCAGAGCUGCAAAAUGCAUCUUGGUGACUAAGAAACGUGAAAAAACUUGCAGCUGGACAUGUGCAGACAACGUUAAUGAAAAACAGAGAUAGUGUUGGUCUUACUCUUCAUGCUGUCUCUUCUGUGUGAUCAGGCUGACUGACUACACAACGGGUUCAAAAUGACUGUUUCAAAAAUAAAUACCUUCCUGUUUUUCUGA
This is a messenger RNA of Colius striatus (speckled mousebird), 3675 nucleotides long. Its product is annotated as Golgi pH regulator. NCBI's taxonomy places the organism in Eukaryota, Metazoa, Chordata, Aves, Coliiformes, Coliidae. Gene Ontology annotation, cellular component: Golgi cisterna membrane. Gene Ontology annotation, molecular function: voltage-gated monoatomic anion channel activity. Gene Ontology annotation, biological process: intracellular pH reduction. The record is from RefSeq and is a predicted model, not a curated record. The transcript has 14 exons. The coding region runs from base 43 to 1410 and encodes 455 amino acids.